Molecule: messenger RNA, 2540 nt
Organism: Silurus meridionalis
Lineage: Eukaryota; Metazoa; Chordata; Actinopteri; Siluriformes; Siluridae
Gene: armc1
Product: armadillo repeat containing 1
Exons: 7
Coding region: 262-1089 (275 amino acids)
Molecular function (GO): metal ion binding
Source: RefSeq, a predicted model, not a curated record
CUUUGAUUGGGUGGACGGUCGGGCAUAUUGUCCAAUCAGCGUUAGGAAUUCCAGGGCGUGCUUUGUGUUUCAUGGAAAUGGUCAAGUGAGUCUUUCCCCGGCGCUGUUAGUCAUCUGUGUGACAAGCUUAUAAUGCGCAUUUGAUUGCUGUUAUAACCCCACUCACUCGUAUAAGAAGAUCGCUUGCAUUUCUGGAGAACGUGAAGACACGAGAGCUCAGGAAGGUCUCCUGGAGUACAUGGCACUACAUGCGGCUGCACCAUGAGCGGCGAGCCGGACGCCUUGGCUGUGGUCAACCAGCUCCGAGAUUUAGCUGCUGACCCACUGAACAGGCGCGCAAUUGUCGAAGAUCAGGGCUGCCUGCCGGGUCUUAUCCUCUUCCUCGAUCACCACAACCCACAAGUCGUCUACUCAGCUCUUCUGGCCGUGCGUUACCUGGCAGAAUGUCGAGCCAACAGAGAGAAGCUGAAGGGUGUUCUGGGAAUGAUGCUGAGUCUGCAGAACGUCAUGCAGAAGAGCACAUCCCCAGGGGAGACCAAACUGUUGGCUUCAGAAAUUUAUGAGAUCCUGCAGAACUCGAGCAACGCUGAGGCCGAACAGGCCGAAGAAGCCGCAUCGUGCCGCCGUAAGGCUCAGUUCUUCUUGGGUUCAACCAACAAGCGGGCCAAGACCGUGGUGCUGCAGAUCGAUGGUCUGGAUGACCCGACCAGGAGGAGUCUGUGUGAGGAGGCUUUGCUGAAGAUCCGUGGAGUCAUCAGCUUCACUUUCCAGAUGGCUGUUAAGAGGUGUGUGGUCAGGAUCCGCUCUGACCUGAAGGCCGAGGCUCUGGGAACAGCUAUCGCAUCAACCAAAGUGAUGAAAGCUCAGCAGGUGAUGAAAGGAGAGGACGGUAAUGAGGUGAUGGUCCCUCUGCAGGAGGACUCGGGCGUGGAGGUGGAGCAGAACCUGGACUUGCCCGAUUACCUUCCCGAGGACGAGAGUCCGGCUCAGGAGCAGCACAAAGCCGUGUCUCGCCUGGGCUCCAUGCAGGACGGUAUUGGCUGGCUGAGCACAGCCACCAACUUCCUGUCCCGCUCGUUCUACUGGUGACCCUCGGUGCCGGAACCUUCUGUCACAACGAGUCCAGAAACACUGCUGCAAACGAACUCGACCGCUCCUCAAGCUCACGUUAGCGCCCAUGCCACAAGAGACACUGAGCCAUAGAACAACAACUGCGGCUUUUCACGACGUGUCCUCCGUAGCUGCGCUUCCUUUCUUUCUCUUUCUCUCUCACACAUUCGCUCACUCGCUCAGCUUUCCCUUCAUCCAGAAGAUGUUUUUUUUUAAAGACGGUUUGGUCCAGUUUCUCCUCAUGGGUCCAUGUAUGAUACCAAACAGCAUUAAAUAUUAUUACAGUUUUUUUUUCUUUUUAUUUUAAGUUUUUUGGGACACUCAGUGCUCUGCCAGGUGACGUAACUUCCCUGGAACCGAUUUUCAGUUUUGUACGAAGGAGUUUUGAUUCUUGUGCAUGAAAUGAUGAAGUUUGACUAGUCGUUUUCUUCGCCUUUUUCUCCGUCUCACUUCCUGUGGGUUUUACUGCCUUGUGCUUUCUCUUUCUCUCACUUGCUUUCUAUAUCUUUGCUAAUUUAAAGAAAACUGACGAUCUGUUUUAAAGUUCCCUCUCCAUUUUCUGCUUUACUCGAUGCCUUCCUCCUCUGUGUGUGUGUGUGUGUGUGUGUGUGUGUGUGUGUGAUAUUUUGCCAUGCGUUUUCUUGUUCUCAUCUUCAGAUGAACCAUGUCCUUGUUUCGCGUGGAAUCGUUUUCGAAGGUACUCACGGUUAAAAGAACGGGAGAAACACCGGCUGCUGUCGAGUCAUCGAGCAAAAAGCUGUAUAAUCUAACAACAACUUAAUGCAUGCAAAGAAAAAAAGGGAAAAAAACACGCGUGCGCUAUUGCUACUAAGAUUAGUAACGGGUUCUCGUGCUACGUGCCAACCUCCGUAGGAACCACUGUAGGAACCUUACUAGGAACCACUCUAAAGAUUUACACCGAGAGCUGAUGACUCAUAACUAAUCCGGUUUGUUUUGGGAGAUUUUUUUUUGCUUUAUCGUUGUCUGCCUACAACACGAGUAUUAGUGUUUGGUUUUGUUGGUCAGAUGAAAUUGGUAGAGAUUGGAUUUUUUUUUUUUUAAAACAAACACAAACAAACGCACAGUCCGACAACGCACAAACACCUGGAUACGACUAACUAUUUAUAUGAACAAAGAGAAAAGGAAAACACACCAACAGUGUUAAACAGGUGCGACACCAGACUGACUAAUCCCUAAAUAUCUCCUGUACUGUUGAGUGCUUAAAUUUUUAUCAUUUAGUUUCCCAUUUCAUCAUUUAGUUUCCCAUUGGUCAUUUUUUAGACUCACCUCCCUAAAACACACAGGCACAUGUUUAGAUGUAGAAGCUUCUCCUGUACAGAGUACGUCUGCUGUUACAUGUGUAAAGACUUUCCGACCGUGGAGUUAUCGCCUGCUCACAGUAACGUCAUUAUUAAAUAUAUUAAACAAUA